Messenger RNA from Clupea harengus (Atlantic herring), 2401 nucleotides. RefSeq lists its product as uncharacterized. The record is from RefSeq and is a predicted model, not a curated record. Lineage: Eukaryota; Metazoa; Chordata; Actinopteri; Clupeiformes; Clupeidae.
CUCAUUCAGUCAGUGAGGGAGAAGCUCCACUCCACUCCUCACACACACCCUCAGUCACACACACACACACACACUGCUCCUGCUGCCGCUGCCAUGAAGCCCACUGGAAUAGUUCUGCUGGUCGUGUCCAUCACACUCCUCCAUAAAGGGCACUCCGAAGAGCUGUCUGCUCUCGCAGGUGACUCUCUACAAGCAAAUCUAACCAACCCAGCCGGUGAGUCUGAUACAGCAAAUCCAACGCCACAAGCCGCAGGCGAGGUCACUUCUCCUCAUCCACAGACCGAAAAGCCCGUGACUGCCAGUCUAACGACAAAAAGUCCUGAUCCGAACAAUGACUCCAAACAGACUUCCCAGAGCCCUACCACCAAGUCCCCUGCAGACCCCAAUAAAGAUGCAGAAGGUGAUGCCAAAGACCAAGAGACAGAAGCACCAACAGUACACACAACACAAACCGCUUCUCAUACAGAGGCCCCGGCUGUGGUUCCAGAUCCCGCAUCAGGUGGGAAUAGUACCGGCACUGAUAAGGGACACUCUGAGCAAGGAACUGAAGUGAAGCCAGCUGUCAAUGAGACAAAUGAAUUGCCACCUAAUACAGGAUCUGGAACAAACAAUCAGGAGAGUGGCCAAAAUGCAGAAGGUGAUGCCAAAGACCAAGAGACAGGAACUGAAGUGAAGCCAGCAGUCAAUGAGACAAAUGAAUUGCCAUCUGAUACAGGAUCUGGAACAAACAAUCAGCAGAGUGGCCAAAAUGCAGAAGGUGAUGCCAAAGACCAAGAGACAGACCGGAGAAUCCUGUGGAUUUUGUUGCCUGUUUUGGGUGUGUUGGUGGCAGGUGUGAUCUUUGUCCUCAAGUUCAAAUGCAUGAAAGUGCAUGAUCAUGCAGAACCUACUGAGAAUGGCACAGAGAACGCCUCCUUCCAAAGGUCUGACAGCAACAAAGAUGGCGUCAUGCUCCUGGGUGUGAAGACUUCUGGCGGAGAGGAAAACGCAGCGGCGAGAUAAGAUGGACGGCAGCCGAAAAGGACAGUCACUCAAGAAAGCAAGAGACACUUCUACACCCUCACCGCCACUGGAGAUCCUCCUGAUCGCCAUCAAUGGAUUCCACUUCACAGAUAUCACCAAAGAGCACUGAAGUGGGUUAGACUACAAACAUCCAAUGUGACGUAUGGUAUUUUCCUGUACAUUAAGCCAGAGAACUAAAAUAUAUAUAUAUACAUAUAUAAUACUGAAGUAAUGAAACAUGCAAGCGUGCAUAUAGACUGACAUAAUUAUAUGUCUGAUGGCUGAAAUUUCAUGUCAAUUUGAGACCAAUUGCCAUUGUUUAACACUAAAAACCAAUUGUCUUGUGGCAAUGUUUAACACUGAAACCAGUUGUGAACACUGAAGACCGUCUGGCAAAUGAGUGAAUGAUAUGAUAUUUCAGCCCCUGACGCCGUUGACAAAAUGGAUCACUGCCAUUGCUUCUCUCUCUCUCUCGAUAUAAUGGAUGAUAUUUGGGCUGAAGCAUCAGUCUCCUCUGCUUGUUCGUGUUUGCACUGAUAGCCUAGAUAAUGUCAGUUAAUUACUGUGUGAGAUGCCUUGGAUUCAGUGGAUAAGCUCAAGUGAAUUCACUGAUGUAAAUUGGAUAGUGUAUUAACACCUAAGAAAAUAAAGCGAGCUUGUGCGUUCAAGGUUCUGAAUAUUACGACUCACUGUUUUGGUAAUAGCUUCGAAGGCUUGAGUGAAUUUUUUCCAUAUUUUUGUAUCACAAAACAUAUUACUUUAACAACUAUGCAAACGCUUCUUUUAGAUUUAUAUUGAUAUUGGUCUUACACUGAAUAAAUCAUCAGGCCACAGUUAUUUGAUCAUCUCUCCAUGUUUUGCAUAAGCUGUCAAUCUAAGUCUCUUCUUUUUCCAUUUUUUUUUUUACCCUUUCUGUUUCGAUUGUAUUAAACUUGUAUGGGUUUCUAAUCUGUCAUGGACACGGAGUUCCCUGUUUUCUCUGCUGUAUAUUUGACUGCUCUCAGUAUCUGUGCUACUGGUCUUACUAAGUUAUAAAUGAAUAGAAAAAUGAAGGAUAUUCAAGCUUGCAGCAUGCAUUCAUAUGUGAAUCCAGCGGAAAAAGAUUGCUGAUCGUGUUUUGUGUGUUUGUUUGUUUGUUUGUUUGCUUGUUUUUCUGUUGUUUCUGUGCUGUUUUUCCACGUGGAUCUGUGUCGUUAGAGAGGGCCCACGCUUCACAACCUUGGCUUCCCAUAUUCUGUAUGCGAAACAUGAAUCUGAGAUGAAGCAAUCAGUUCUGCCACAACAUUUGAACACACCUGCUGCCUCUGUUAAAUGUUAUCCACAUGAGCAGUUUGUUUGUCUGUGUCUUUCUUGUGUUUCUCUCUCCAUUAAAAUACCUUCCUCCCCGAGGACCAAAAAA